Messenger RNA from Lottia gigantea (owl limpet), 1035 nucleotides. RefSeq lists its product as hypothetical. NCBI's taxonomy places the organism in Eukaryota, Metazoa, Mollusca, Gastropoda, Lottiidae. The transcript has a single exon. Gene Ontology annotation, cellular component: nucleoplasm; brahma complex; nBAF complex. Bases 1 to 1035 code for a protein of 344 amino acids. Gene Ontology annotation, molecular function: nucleosome binding. Gene Ontology annotation, biological process: chromatin remodeling; regulation of transcription by RNA polymerase II; positive regulation of DNA-templated transcription. The record is from RefSeq and is a predicted model, not a curated record.
AUGGCAACUCGACCACAACCAUGUAACGAUCUUGAAGAAGAGGCGUAUGAAUAUGAUAAACCUCCACUGUAUAACACUGCUUACGCUCAUGAAGAACUUGCUAAACGGUGUACAUGUAUAUCAAAUAUCUUCCGUAGUCUGUCAUGUAUCCCUGGAAACGGCCUUGAGCUUUCACAGCAUCUGGGAUUAAUGAACACCCUGGGAAAAUUAUUACUGCUGCAUCAUCGUCAUCUACCUCGAUCGAAAAAACACAAGUUCGAUAAAGACUUGAGUGACUGGAAUGAUAAUGAAGAUGGGGUGAAGGAGGGCGAAUGGUGGUGGGCGUGUCUGGACAUACUUCGAGAAAAUACCCUAGUCAUUUACGCAAAUAUCAGUGGAAAGUUAAAACUUGCUGAUUAUCCCGAAAAUAUUGCUUUCCCAAUUUUAGACGGAUUACUUCAUUGGGUGGUUUGUUCUUCAUCAUGUGCUCGAGAUCCAAUGCCUAACAUGCCUCCAAAUUCCGUCCUUUCCCCUCAAAGACUAGUGCUAGAGGCGCUCUGUAAACUGUGUAUUCAUGACACAAACGUAGAUUUAUUACUGGCCACGCCUCCUUUCGAACGUGUGAUUGACUUGUUUGAAACGUUAGUGAAGUUAUUGGCCAACCGUAAAGAGCAGGUCACUCAAGAAUUUUCCAUUGUUUUAUUAUCAGAACUUGUGAAAGGUGAUUCAAGUAUCGCUCGUGCGCUUGCCUUGCAACAUCAGUGUAUAUCUUUACUAGUAGACUUUCUCGAAACGGCAGAACAGAACGCUCACCAGGUGGCUAAAUCUCAAGGAAUAAGCGUUCUUCAAAAUAACCCUGAAUCCAUGGGAACUAGUUUGGACAUGUUACGUCGUUCCGCAACCAUUCUCGUUCAUUUAGCACGCGUCGAGGAAAAUCGAACAUUAUUCGUACAUCAACAGAGUCGAAUAUUGGCUCUUGUGAUGUCACAGAUUCUCGAUCAGACUGUAGCGAAAAUUCUUUCCGAUGUUUUGUUUGAAUGCUCUCAACUGUCGUAG